AUGUCCGCGAACAGUCAUCAGCCACCAGGCAUGGCCUCCUGGAUGGACAGACUGUCCAGAGCCGAACGGAUACCGUUCCCAGAUCUCAGCACUGUCUCCAGUCCGCCGGUGAAAUGUCUGAUAGCACACUACGCCCAGCUAACAGGCUGCCGAGAAGAGUCGCUAUUCGUUCCUAUGCUAACCUGUUGUGCACAUAUGAUGGGCGUGAACACAACCAUAAAAGUACACGAACAUUGGUGUGAACCUGCCAUUAUUUGGACAAUUUUGUGCGCUCGACGGGGAACCGGAAAGACAGCCAUUUUGAAACAACUUAUUCGACCAAUCCUGAAGCUGCAGUGUGAGCACGAGCGCCAAUGGCAUUUGACACGCCCAUCAGCCAAUCAGGGAGGGACUAGCGGUAGCCCUUCACCACCCAAGCUCCUGGCCGGUCCGACGUCCAUUACAGAAUUGUACCAUAUAUUGGAGAAAAAUGGCGGUCAGAUGCUGACGCUAGAAGAAAACUUAGAAGGCCUCCAUAAGCGACUCCUUACAAAUACUGACUGUACUGCUUUAGAAGGCGAAGAGCUACAUAAUCUCUAUGACGCCAUGCCGAAAUUUUCCUCCAAAGAUGGCGAGGUUAGCAUUAUGACAACAACGUGCUACAACCACACAGCCAUGACGACGCCUCAGUACUUGAUGGAGUUGUUUUAUAAUCCAAGGUUGUUGUUGUACGACCGUUAUCUGAUCGCCUGUCCCAGUGAUUUGGCCGGUCAAUCUAAACCCCAGGCUUCUAUCACUUUUUUGCCUAGUCCCAGUCCACCGACCAUAAAAGCGAUUUUCCAGACGUUGUACAUGUUUCAUCGACAGCCAAGAGAGUACGUCUUCAGUCCUGAAGCGUUAGUGGAGCUCAACCAUUUUAAAGAAAAAGAACUUGCGAGCAUAAAAUCACAAUUUGACAACGCCGAUGCUGCCCAAUGUGUUAUUGACAAAAGUCUCGGUCAGGCAGUUCGAAUUGCUGGCAUACUCAAGGCUUUAACAACCGCCUGUGUUUUCGCCACUCAAGCCACCGGUCUACAGUUCCUCAAAUGGGACAUGACCGUCGAUAAAGACGCAUUUUUGAUGGCCAUUCGCAUUCAGAAAUACUUUUUGGAGCAGAAAUUGGUUUUGUUACAUAACGUGUCCAUGUUGGUGGACGCUUCUAGUCCAUGUCUUCCGUCGACGUCCUUUCAAGUACAGUCAACAUCGCAGUCGCCAUUAACCGAAUCGCCAAUGACGUCAUUUCCGGAAAUUAGAUCUCCAACACUACCCGACUGUCACGAGUCGUUUGUACCGGACUUUAUGUCAAUGAGUCCCCCUCAGUUUGUUGUCAAUUUCACCAAUAAAAUCCGUCGUCUGCUGGAAUACGCUGACGAUGGGAAUGGGAUCCCAGCCUCUGUGGCAGCGCAAUAUUCCAUCCCUCCCAUAGUGCACAUACCCGGAAGCUCCAACAGGAAGCCAUCUUGGGUCGCCGAACUGUUCUUCAAAAAAGUUGCAGACCUGGGCAUCGGUCGCCUUUGCUACAUAAAACACCACGCAAACCGCAAGUAUUAUCUGCGUUUUCGUAGAAAGAGACCAGAAGAACUAACUGACGCUGACAGAAAAUUGCUCGCUAGCGUACGAGUCAAUAUGGACCUUUACUGUAGAAUCGGUAGCGAUAGCUUGCCCUCGGAAGUGGUGCUGUCCCAUGCUGAUGACGAGUUAUCUCCCUUCCUUAGCACCAUACCUUUCACGGAGACUGCCUCCACAUCAUACGCCGAGCAGGCGGUUUAUCCGGACAGGUAUAUCCAGACCCAGGGACAACAGGCUGUCUUGGGAGUGAAGAGAGAACGAGAGUCCGACGCGGAAGAAGACAAUCCCCAUAGCUCUGGAACUUGAAACACAGAAUAUUGCAAACGAGGUACAUU
This is a messenger RNA of Liolophura sinensis, 1922 nucleotides long. RefSeq lists its product as uncharacterized. The transcript is spliced from 2 exons. The coding region runs from base 1 to 1893 and encodes 630 amino acids. The record is from RefSeq and is a predicted model, not a curated record. NCBI's taxonomy places the organism in Eukaryota, Metazoa, Mollusca, Polyplacophora, Chitonida, Chitonidae.